Mesorhabditis spiculigera is the source of this 2643-nucleotide messenger RNA. The record is from the annotation of a GenBank genome assembly. NCBI's taxonomy places the organism in Eukaryota, Metazoa, Nematoda, Chromadorea, Rhabditida, Rhabditidae.
AUGUUAGGUGCCAUACUUCGCGAGCGCGAAGAUGCUCACAUCGCCGCGGCCAUGCAAUAUGCAGUGGAAUGGCUCAAUCAGAGAGCGAUUUACGGACAGCUCGACAUGGUCAUCGAGUACAUCGAGGUGCUCGACCACUACGAUGCUGUUCUUAAAGCCUGUUCUCUAUUCGAACGUGAUCAAGUCGUGGCCCUCAUCGGCUCCUCCCACGCCAUGCUUAACGCUCAGCUCGAGAGGCUAGCUGCACAGAUGGACAUUCCUAUCCUGACGGCAAUCGACGAUUUGGGUGUAAACGCGGCUUCGAACGCAAUAGUCGACCUCUUCCGGCGCUGGCGCUGGAACCGGAUCACGAUCGUUUACGAGGAGGACGAGAGAAUUCGGCGAAUCGAACCGUUGCUAGAGGAUGACGCGUACUCAUCGAUAAGAUUUCGGCUUGUCAAAGUGCAAAAUAAGGACUAUAUGAAGGCAGCGAGGGAUGUCAAAGAGCUCGAGGAGUGCAGCUUCUACCAGCGGAAGGACUGCUCGGAGUUUAGCCGGGUACUGCUCGACCUUGACCCCGAGCAUGCGUACAAUUUCCUGUUGGCUGGGCUGCAGAUGGGACUGAUCGACCUGAAGCAUUGGUUCUUGUUGACCUCAAUGGAGCUUGCCACGAUGGACAUGGACUAUUUCCGGAACAACCAUGCCCGCUAUAUCUCGCCCCAUCCGGUCGAUCCGGUUUUCCUGAAGGAGAAGGAGCACGUCUUCAACAUGACGCAUUUCCGGAAUCACAUCAGGGAUCAUUGGAAUGCGAAGACCGGGUUUAGCCGGAAUUUGAGAAUGACGGAAGCCACCUUCACUUUCGACGCCAUCUACGCUUUCGCGAACGCGACGAUGCUGGUCGGCCAUUCGCAGCAGCUCGACGACUUGCCCAUGACAGCCUGCCGAAAGCCAGGACGAGAGGCGAGGAAAUAUCAGCACGGCCGGACCAUUAUCGACGCCAUUUUGAACAAUAGUCUUCGCGGAAUCUCUGGAGACCUUCGUCGCGUGGGACAUCCGAUGAAGAGCGACUUUUCGAUGCGGAUCUUGCUGCUAGGAUACAGCGGACGGCUGGAUGAUAUCGGCUUCUGGGAGCCGAAAACCGAUGUUCACGUCAAUAUGAGCGGCGACUCUCGUGCUCAGCUCCAGAAAAACGUGCAGGUCUCCGACGAGCUAAAGCCCCAUUUCCGGGUGACGACUAUUGAGGAACGUCCCUACGUGAUGUUGAAGAAGAACCACUUCGAGCUGGAUGCUAAUCAGAAAUUCGAGGGAUUUUGUAUCGACUUGUUGACGGAAUUGUCGAGGGACUUGGGCUUCACCUACGCCGUCCACAAAGUCAAAGACGGACGCUAUGGAAAUGACGUCUAUGGUAAUGGAACUUGGGACGGGAUGAUUGGCGAGAUUUUGAGAGGGGAAGCCGAAAUGGCGGUCGCUCCCUUGACCGUGAAUUUCAAGCGGGCCGAGCAGGUCGACUUCACCAAGCCAUUUUUAUCGUUGGGGAUUUCGAUAUUGUUUAAGGUCCCCGACGACCAGCAGCCGGACCUUUUCUCCUUCCUCAACCCGUUGUCCUGGGAGAUUUGGCUGGCAAUUCUUACGGCCAUAGCCGGGGUUACGGUGGGGAUGUUUAUGGUGGCCCGGAUCACGCCGUACGAAUGGAAUUUGAAUUUCUCGUGCUGUACAGCCCAUCAACCCCACCCGGGCGCCACUUUCAAUGCUGAUUCGGAACCACUGCAAUUGAGCAACAACUACUCGUUCUGGAAUACGUUAUGGUAUGUCACCAGCACAAUGUUAAAAGGCGGAUGUGAUUUUGGACCUCGUGCUGUUUCUACCAGACUUUUGGGAGGCACCUGGUGGGUGUUCACCCUGGUCAUCAUCUCCGCCUACACCGCCAACCUGGCUGCCGUGCUUACCGUAUCCAGGCCGUUUAUUCCGAUUAAGAACCUGGAUGAUCUGGCGAACCAGACGACAAUCUCUUACGGCACAAUCAAGGGUGGCAGUACCAUGCAAUUCUUCCAGGAAUCCCGCAUCGGCUCCCACGUCAAAAUGUGGGAAUACAUGAAGGACAAGGAUGUCUUUGUCAAAACCAACCAACUUGGCGUGGAAAAAGCGCUACAAGGCAACUAUGCGUUUUUGAUGGAAUCGACGAGUCUCGAGUACGAGGUACAACAGAACUGCAAUCUGACGCAAAUCGGCGGUGUGCUCGGAUCGAAGGGAUAUGGGAUUGCGCUGCAGAAAAAAUCCGAAUGGACCGAUCGAAUAUCCCGACAAAUAUUGCUGUAUGCGAAGCGUGGUAUUAUCGAGAUGAAGAAGACGAAAUGGUGGAGGAGCAAAGGCGCCUCUUGCCAGGGCGGGGGUGCGGUGAAGCAGCAGCGCUUCUCCUUGUCACUCCAUAACGUUGCCGGGCUCUUCAUUAUUUUAAUUGCUGGAUUGUUAUUUGGGCUGUUCACCGUCAUCAUCGAAUUAUUGAUCCGCAGCCGGCAGAUGGCGGCUAAAGAUAAGAGGCCCCUAACGACGGAAAUCCGGGACGAAUUGAAAUUUGCGUUAAAUAUGAACAAGCCCGAAGAGCACCGAUCGCGCCAGAAGACGACCAAGCACACGGACGAGCCGAAUGGGCAGUUGAACGGGAAA